Messenger RNA from Condylostylus longicornis, 7522 nucleotides. RefSeq lists its product as uncharacterized. Gene Ontology annotation, biological process: microtubule-based movement. The record is from RefSeq and is a predicted model, not a curated record. Gene Ontology annotation, molecular function: microtubule motor activity; microtubule binding; ATP binding. The transcript has 12 exons. NCBI's taxonomy places the organism in Eukaryota, Metazoa, Arthropoda, Insecta, Diptera, Dolichopodidae. Bases 352 to 7146 code for a protein of 2264 amino acids.
GUCAAUCCACGGCCACGGCGUUCAAGUUUAUCAGCAUUGAAACGUGAGCAACAAAAUCAUCGUCAUCAGUUACAAUUACAACAGCAACAACAACAUCAACCGCAACCGCUUAUUCAAUAUCAUGGUGUCCAUAAUAAUGAUUUAUCACAUCAAUUACAAAAUACUUCACAUAAUAAUAUAUCAUUACAACAGCAACAGUCGUUGCCACAACAACAACAACAGUUACAUCAACAGCAAAAUCGCGAACACUUAUCGAAUACAUCGAAUUCAUCAUUUAAUUUUGUUUAUGUAACUCAAUCAUCAGCUAAUGCAGCAGCAUCAAUCGCAUCUGUUGGACAUCCUUUAGAUUGUAUGACACAAAAUUGUAUUACAAAAGAGCCAACUUCUAUUGCAGCCGCAGCACAACCCCUACCUCCAACAACUAAUACAAAAUCAAAUUCUGAAAGUAACAGUAUAACUGGUAUAGUUAAACAAUCAUUUGGAUUUUGGCGUGGUAGUAAUAAUCAAUCAAAUAAUACAAAUAACAGUACCAAUAAUACAAAUGCUAUCAAAUGUAAUGAACAAGAAACUGCUCCUAUAAAGGGUGCUUCGAUGAUGCUCUGUCCUAUACCGCAACCAUUUCGCCAGCAAAACAAUAAUUCAAAUUGGUUGACAAAUAAUCAACAGCAAAAAAAUUCGAAUAAUAUAAAAUCAUCAUCAAUAAAUGGUUGUGAUUAUCCAAAUGAAUCAAAUGGUGGAAUAUUUUUUAUUCAUCAACAGAAUCAACAUAUUAAACAACAUCCGACUCCAUUACCACCAUCAUUGCAAAAUGCAAUUAAUACAAACGGUCACUCGAAUCAUAAUAACCAUCAUCAUCUUCAAAAUAAUCAUCAAUAUCAACAUCAACAAAAUAAUCAUAUUCCUAUAUCAGCCGUUAACGGACAUUACUAUCAUUCAAAUAAUUGUAAAAUUCCAUUGGGAUCUACUAGUGGAAAUCAACAACAGCAACAACAAACACAUCAACAAAAUUUUCAUCAAAUAUCGAAAACUGCUACUAAUUUAUUAGCGGAAAUAUAUGAAAAGCAUUUUCUUAAUCAAACAACAUUUGAAAAUGUUGCUCUGUUGAAUGCACAUUCACGUAAUAGUGGUCAAAUUCCAUUAGGAUUAACUGUGACAAAAAAUUCUUCAUCAUUUAUUACUGCCAUGGGAAAUGAUGAUAAUAAUUAUCAUCAAUCUACAAUUAUUCAUAGCAUGAAUCAUUCAACAUCAAAUUCUGGUAAUUUGUCUCGUCUUGCUUCUGCUGCAACUACCACCAUAUUAGAUGAUGAAUUCAGUUUAAGUAGUUUAGAACAUAAGCAGCAAACAGUUAGAAUGCAUGUUUCUGGAUAUCCUCAACCGCAAACAUUAAAUCAGCCUUCUAAUGCACAGCAUCAACAACAACAACAACAGCAACAGCAACAAUCAACGCCGCAAGUAAUUAAUUAUGAGCAUCAAUUACAAUUGCAAUUUGAGCCGCAAGAUCAGCAAUUGCAUGCUUCAUUUAGACCCCCCGCUACAAUAAACUGCAGCUAUCAGCAACAACAACCAAAUCACUUACAAGACAACAGUCAGAUGUGCCAAAGAAAUUUAAUAAAUCAAGCGAAUCACUAUCCAACUCAAAAUGCAACUCCAAUUUCUUAUCCCACACAUCAACAAAUAUUACAAAAUCGACUUGCUGUCAAUGAAAAUAAUGAUUUAAAUGAUAGAUCAUCUUCUCCAUAUGGACAUCUUUACGAAGUUAUUCCAGAACACCCACCAGUACAGCACCCGCCUCUACAUCCACCACAACAGCAACAACAUACUCGUACAAGUGGAACAAAUCGUGUACUUCGUAAACGUUCUUCAAGUAAAUCUCAAAGAAAUCAAAAUAAAGAUAGUAAUAAAAAUUCAGCAACAAAUGUACCGGUAGAUGGUAGUGAAAAUAAACAAAAUUAUUUAUUAAAUCAAAAAGGAAAAAUUAUUACUUCUGGAAAUGAUGAACAUACUUUUAAUAAUAGCAAUACUACAAAUGGUUCUUUAGUCCAAAAACCACCUCCAAUUCCAAAUUUGCCACCACCUCCAAAUAUUCCACCACCCGAUAUACUAUCAAAUGUAAAUAAUGUUACUCAGUCUAAUACAGGAAUGCAAAUGCAAAGAACAAAUGCAGAUGGAGAACAUCAUCCUAAUAAAACACAAACAACCGAAAAUUAUAAAAAUUCAAUUCAAUUUCAUUCAAGUCAUACAAAGCAACCAAAUCAAAAAGAAAAACAGCAAAAGCAACCAGCAUUAGUAUCUUCGAUCCAACAACAACAACAAUCAAAAUUACAAUCGUCAGAUGUUGAUAAUGAAAAGCAAAAGCAAAAACAAAAACAACAAUCUAAUAAUCAUACCAUUUCUUCCGGACAAGAAGUAUCAAAAGUUUUAAAUUCGUCCUCCUCGUCGUCUACAAAUAAUAGCAAUAAUAAUAAAUUAAAAAAUGAUACAGGAAUUUCAAAUAUUCGUGGUACUUCAAAUGCUAGCAAUUGUACAACAGCAACAACAACAACUACAAAUAAGGAUAAUAAUUCUUCUUCCGCUACAAUAGCAAUUCUUGUAAAUAAUAGUAAUAAUAAAAAUAGUAAAGGAAAUUCUGAUUCAACUAAUAUUUGUAUACCAGUAGUUGAUGGUGUUAACAAUAAUCAUAAUAAUAGUACUAUAGCUUCAAAAACAAAUGAAAAUAAAUUAACAGAAUUUGGUAAAGACCAUCUUCAUCAACAACAAAAUCAACAUUUGAUUAUUCAAUACGCACAACAACAGCAACAACAACAACAGCAACAACAAUUAUCAGCCGGUAUUAUACUAUCUCCUGAUCAACAUAAAAUCCAAUUAAAUAAUAUUGUUGGUCCAAUGAUUGCUACUGGUGCACUUACAACAACUUUAAUUCCUUCUACUGCAACUAAUUUAAUAACAGUUCCAAAUAAUUACGAUGAAUUUAAUAAUAUGGAAACAUAUUCAACUGAUACACCAAAUGGUAUUGCAAAAUUCUUUUAUCGUAAUAGUAAAAUCGAUUUAAGUGAAGAAACCGCACAAGUUAUGGCAGCUGCUGCAUAUUAUGCAACAAGAGCUGCAGCAAAAUUUUCUCAAAGUGGUGGUGGCAAUAGUAGUGGUACAUCCUCAAAAAUACGUUCAGAUAUGACAUCAUCAAGUCGUAAUGGUGGAUUUUGUGGUGCAUUACAAAGAGCACCACCACCUAUGCCUCCUGGUCUUGCACGUAGGUUAGCUAACAAAGAGAAUUAUGGAAUUGGAAAGGUAAAAGUAAUGUUGCGUGUUUCGGAUGUAAAUACGGAUCAAGAAACACAACAUUUUAUGACAGUUGAUAAGAAAAAACGUCAAGUAACAUUGACAGAUCCAACAACAAUAACAAAUGUAACAACAAUAGCAACACAAGCAGAUCGUGCACCAAUGGUUGCUGCACCCAAAAUGUUUGCAUUUGAUAAUUUAUUUACAGCGGAUGAUCAACAGAGUGAUGUUUGUUCAUCUGCAUUAUCAGAAGUAAUUCCAGCUGUGCUUGAAGGUUCUGAUGGUUGUCUUCUAUCAAUUGGCUAUCCGAAUACGGGUCAAUCGAGAACAAUGUUAGGUGCAGUUAAUUCAUCUACAGAACUUGGUGCAAUACCAUGUGCAAUAUCAUGGUUAUAUAAGGGUAUAAAUGAAAGACGUCAAAAAUCAGGUUCACGUUUUUCAGUUAGAGUUAGUGCAUUAGGUAUAAGCGCAACAAAACCAGAUUCAUCAUCAAAAGAUUUAUUGGCUGCACAUGCCACGGAAUCUGAUGAUUCACCAGGUGUUUAUUUAAGAGACGAUUUCUUAGGUGGGCCUACUGAAUUAAGAGCACCAACAGCUGAAAGAGCAGCAUUAUUUUUAGAUGCUGCUUUAGCUGGAAGACCACAAAGUGGAUUAGAACCAGCAAUGAUUUUUACAUUACAUGUUUAUCAAUAUAGUUUAUCGAGGAAAGGCGGUGUUGCAGGUGGUCGAUCUCGUUUACAUUUAAUAGAUUUAGGAGGUUGUGCAAAUCGUAAUGGCGGUUUACCAUUAUCAGGAAUUGGUAAUAUAUUAUUAGCAAUAUUAAGCGGACAACGUCAUCCACCGAAUAAGGAUCAUCCGAUGACACCUUUAUUAAAAGACUGUUUAGCACCAUUGACUUGUCAUGUCUCAAUUUUAGCUCAUGUUUCCCAUACACAGACACAUGCUGAUGCAUUAACGACAAUCCAAUUAGCCUCUAGGAUACAUAGGAUGCGAAGAAGAAAACAUCGUUUUCCAAUUUCAUCGGAUAAAACAAUUGGCGUCAAUAAUACAGCUCAUCAAUCUGGUGGUUCUUCAGAGGGGCCAGAUCCAUCAAGUUCUGAUUUAUCUGCUGACACUGUCAUUUAUAUGGGUCCAUGUGAUGAUGCAACGGAUGGUGAACAUCCACCAGUAUAUUUGCCAUCAUUAGGCAGUGGAGAUAAUAGAUGUGCCAUGAAUAAAGCAUUAAAAGGAUCUAGUGUAGAAAAACAAACAAAAAUACCAUCAGUUAAAAAAUCACAAACUCAAAAACCACAAAGUCCUGUGGUUACAAAUCGAACGAAUAGCCUAAAGCGUAUAAAUAAUGUUCCUAGUCCAACACAACAGCAGCAACAACAACAACAAAAUUCAAAUAUAACAAAUCCUCAAGGUCCAUUAGAUCAUAUGACAAUAUUCUCUUCAACAUCAUCAGCCGCCCAUAAUUCACCCAUUAAAAUGGCAUCAUCAAUAUCAACAACAAAAAUUGUAGCCGGUGCAUUAAGACAUACAGUUGGUACUGGUAAUAAUACAGUUAAUACAAUAAUUGGUGGAUGUAAUUUAGUUAAUAAAGGUUCAAAUUCAUCAACACCCAAAGGAUCACCUUUACGACGACCAGUUUGUGGUGUUGGUAGUAAUACAUCAACAAACGUAGCAACAUCAACUGGUGUAAAUAAUGUUAUAAAUCCAGAAAGUCCAUUGAGACAAAUUAGUGAAGAACAAUGGAUUGAUGGCCCAAGAUUAUCAAGAGCAAAAGUUGCUGAAGCAAGACAUUUAUUACGUGAAAUCAAUCAUGUUAAACAGUGCGAAACAUGGGUUGAUGGACCGAAAUCAGCUACAUCAAGUAUAGCACAAUUGAAUGCAACAACACCGAUAACAUUAAAUCAACAUCAACAACAACAGCAACAAGCACAACAGCAAUUACAUCAACAAAUAUUACCGCAAUCUCCUGUAGCAAAACCAUUAGUUAUUGGAAAUCUUCCAGUGCCAUUGUCACAAACAGCACAAGGUUAUGGUUUCAUGGAUUCACAUAAAAAAAUUAUGAUUAGGCAAUGGGUUGAAAAUCAAUCAUCGCAUGUCUUCCAAAGAGGUACAUCUGUUUCAGCAAAUUCUUCCCCAACACAUUCAACAUCACAAACAGCAAUGACUGCCCAACAGCUAGCCCAACAUCAGCAGAAUUUACAAGCACAACAACAACAAAUACAACAACAGCUAAGAACUUUAUCAUAUCAAAUAUCGCAAUAUAAUAGUGCUGCAGCAAUGACAACAACUAGUAAUUGUGCCAGUCCCAACAGGCAACUAGAUUUGAAAACAGAAGAGGAACAAUUAUUAAGUAGAUUAGAAAAUAAUAAUUCAACCGAAAUGGUAAAUGCAAUUGGAGAUGGUUUAACAAGUUUAAUUGCUUCUGGGGUUGCCAUCGAAAAUAGUAUACGUAUUGGUUUAAAAGUAACUGGUAAUAGUAAUAGCAGUACAUUACAAAAUGCGGAUGAUACAGAUUUAAUAUCAGAAAAAUCAUGUCACAACAUUCACCAAACUAAUAAUGCUGGUGAUAAUCAUACAGGUAGCGGAAAAGAGGAUGAUCAAGAGGAUCAGGAUAGUGGGCCAUCUGAAGUUCCACCUGCAUUACCACUUAUAACACCACUUGGUUCUAGAGAAAUUUCUCAUGAAAGUUUACAUCGUAUUAUAUCAAGGCAUGUAUCAAGAGAAAGUUUGGCAAUGCAACAACAAAUGGCUGCUAUGAAUAGUGCUAUGAUGGAUUGUGGCUUACAAGUGACUGAAGAUGAAAUUGCUCGAGCUAUGAGCACUAAUGGAGAACAUCCAUUAGCUGCAUUAAGUAAUGGUGAUAUAUCUGUAGUUUCUAGCUUUAAUAUUGGAGAUGCGUUUAGUGAUUGUGCGAUGGGUGAAAGAACGAGGAACCAAUUUGACCAGCUAGCGCGUCUUCGUGAAAUAUUUACAUCACAAUUAGCAAUGGCUGAAGUUACACCCAAUUUUAGGAUGCAUGAGGCGAAUAGUGUUUAUAGUGAACCUGCAUUUCGUUUUAAUACAGGUCCUGGUAGCGUAUGUAGUGAACCACCAUAUCGUCCUUCUAGUCCAAGGUGCGGUAGUUGCCGACAAUCAUUAAAUGCAUCACGUACACCUAGUCAAACAUCUCUGCCAAGCCUUAAUGGUAUUAUGACAAUAGCUGGCAUGGAACAGUAUGCAUCAUUAAGACAUCCAGAUGGUGCAUCAGAUCCAAAUUUACAAAAUAAGACUGAACAAAAUUCAAGACAACAACAGCAAAAUCAUCAUCAAUCGAACGACUUAGACGAUGAUGAUGAAUUAAAUAAUGAAAAAUCAGUUUUAUUAGGAACAUCAACAACAUCUUCAUUAAAACAUCAUCAGCAGCAGCAACAACAACAACAGCAGCAACGUCCUUCACCAUUUGAACCAGAUGAAAAGAGCUUACUCUGUGAUCUACCAAUUGUGUCACAAAAUCAAUUACCACUCCUUCCACUAAAUACUUCAUCGGAAACAGCAUAUGAUAGCGGUCAUGAUUCAUCAACACCAAGAACAUCGAAACAUUCUGGUAUAUCUAGACGUGCCGAAAGUGGCUAUCAUAGUGUUGCGACAGCACGUGAUAGCGAUGAAUCAUCAUUUACAUCUGGUUCAAUGGUUACAAAAGAACAGCAAUUAUUACAGCAUCAUCAUUUACAUCAUCAACAACAACAUUUACACCAUCAACACAUGCAACAACAACAUCAACAACAUAAUAAAAUAACAAUAAAGAAGAAACGUCAAGAUAAAUCAUUAUGUAAUUGGUUGAGAAAUCCAUUCACUUGUACAUAUCCGGAAACUGAAGGUGAAAUUAGUGAUUUUUAAUAUUAAAUGUUUUUUUUUUGUUGUUGUUUUUUGAAAUUAAUUUCAUUUCUAUCUUUAAAAUAUUGAAUUUCUUUUUUAAUUCAAUAUUAUAAAAAUUUAUAUAUUGUACAUAAUAUGACAAAAAUGUCAAAAACCAAUUAACAAUUUAAAAAAAAAAUGAACCAAAACAAAAAUAUAUAACAAAAAGAAAAAAAGACUUCAAAAUUAUCAUAUUACAACCAUGACAUGAAUAGACUUACAUGAAUCUUGAAUGGAAAAUAAAAAGAAAGAAAGAGAAAGGGAUAAAAUAAGCGUCAAAUUAAAUAUUUUAAUAGUAAUUUGCCUAUGUGAAUGUGUACAUAUUUUACUUUGAGAGUUUACUUUGGGCAUAAGGGAG